UCAUGACGCUUCAUCCGUUAGCUUGUGACAUUUUCAAUCGAAGAGUCCUGGUGGAUAUACCCUCAACUUCUUUUAGAGCCAAGCGCAUUUCUUUCAGCAUGGAACAUGGGAUUUAAUGGUUUUCAUUUAUGUUUUUGAGUGUUCGAAAGAUAGCUGAACAUUUUUUUGGAUAACAUCGAUAAUUUGUGAAAUGCAGAAAAUUUUACCUGUGUGGAUAUAUCUAGCAUUGGCGUUUGUUACAGUCCGGUGUGCCACGCCCACCACAAUGACUGUCCAAGCCAAUGCUACAGGGUUUAACAACAUGGGACAGUUCUGUCCAGAGCUGGACGAUGGCGUCAAUGUAACAUGCCUAGUUGAUCAUGGAGUCGGAACUGGACAAAUGUGGAUGGAACCAGAUGGAACCAGUCCUUCCUGCGUGAGCUAUGCUUACGCUCAAGCCGGGUAUCAAACUAUCCAUCUUUAUUGCUCAGUUGAUAACAUUUUCUUCUACCAAAAUAAGACCUUGUACGUAGGUGAAAAAAUUGAUCAGGUGACAGUCGGCGAUCAAAAUGGCAACACUCUGAUUCCUUUGAUUGACUCUUCGGACAUAUAUGUUAACUAUGUUAACGGAAGUGACGUCAGUUUAGAAAUUUUCAGCAAUACCAGCAACGCGAUUUUGUCCCAAACUAACGUCACAACUAGAAAUUUUACGCACACCAUCACCGCUGCAGACCUAAACAACCAGCUGGGUAUGCAUGCUGUUAGUGUGACCCUUCAAAAUCCGAUCUCCUCUGUUACUCGAUGGUUGGUUAUUGCCCUCGACGAAGUUAUUUCUGGAUUUAACUUUACUGGACACAUCAAUCCGUUCAUGCACAUAGACGAUGUCAUAGAUCUGAACUUUACUCUGGAAAAAGGGAGCGACGUCUCCAUCGCCAUCGAGAUAAAAACCGUACUAUUUGUACAAAAAUGUGAAGGAGCGCUUCGAAAUCAUUCUUUCUCAUAUACACUGAACGAAACGGGCUCAUACAUAAUUGAAUUGACACUAUCGAACUUUGUCUCAACAUAUAACUGGACAUUUCCUCUAAUGGUACAAUAUCCUGUUCAUAAUUUUACCGUUCAGCAGAUUAAAAAUGUAAUGAAAGGAAGUACGGACACUUGGACUAUUGAGCUACCAGCUGGCUCGAGUACUCCAAUGGGAAUUUUGUUUGGCGUUAUAGAAGAAGAUGGAAAUCAGAUUGAUAACAUAAGCUUAACCACAGCAGCUUCACAAACGUAUUCGAAAUCAUACCCUACCGCCGGUUAUUUUAACAUUAACUUCACGAUACAAUCCGAAAUUAGUCGAAUGGUCUUCUCCUGGAUACAAGUAGUCGAAAAUGAACUCAGCUUGGAACUUCUAAUCCAAGAAAGUGUUCCAAUAUCGCAGUCUGAACAGGAAUUCGUUCUCCGUAUAACCGACCCGAAUACUUCGCCGCUGUAUAAGCUUAACUGCACACUAGACAUUGACGGUGUCUCCCAAGAGUUUCCAAUAGCAGAGCAAUUUACUGACAGCACCAAUCAAACCUUGAUUUACCGAUACUAUGGGAUUGGAAACAAAACUGUUACAGUAAACUGUUCGAACACCUUGCGAAACUGGGCCGUCACAAAAAUUGUCGAGGUUUGGACCGACUGUUUUGCGUCUGCGAAUUUUUUCAGCGUUGCAUUCAAAAGUUCGACUACCCCAAUGAGAGUGUACAUUACACAGAUUGUUCAGAUAACAGCAAAAGUGGAGGUAACUCAAUUGUGUAAAAACAGUUCACGUGAGUACUGGUGGGACUUCUACGAUGUUCCGCACGACGACCAUUUAAAUCCGGAACUGCGCGGCUACUACAACGACUCAGCUAACCAGCCACACGGCGUCACGAUUACCUUUGCCAAAGAGGCAAUCGAAGCAGGGUUAAAAAAGCUUGUGCUGAGAGUUAACCUAACAGACCAAGAGGGUGGGAUACUAGAAGAUUUUAUUUACGUCGAUUUCAGGACACCGCCCAUAGUGGCACAGAUUACCGGAGGAUCAGAGGUCUCCCAUGAAGUGUCCGCAAAUCUGAUUAUGGAUGCGUCUUCAUCGAAAGACCCGGUACAACUGUACUCGGAUCAACCUUUUGACUUCAAUUGGACAUGCUUCAAGGUUCCUGAUGCAAAUGUCACCGAUUUAAACACUUUUAUGGGAACGUUUGAAACUGUGAACGAAAUCUCGCCAUCGUCAUUGGGAGCCGAUUGUUCUCUGACAGCGACUUUGACGAACCAGGGUCGAAUCGAAAUCCCCUCGUCAAACCUGAGAGACGGUUUUUACUUCCUCUUUAUAGUGACAGUGGAGAAGAUUAACCAGACCUCAGCCGGAUUGACGAUACGAAGGAAUGAUAAAGUUUUCCAAGCAGUUCACAUUGUUCCAUAUGAGCCACCGAGAACGGAACUAAAAUGUUUACGGAACUGCAACAAAAAAAUUAAUCUGGAUUCGAUAUCGAGUUUUAAUGUAACAUGCUCGAAUUGCGAAUCGGACACGGUCUAUCGUUGGGAUCUCGAGAAGUUCAAUACAAUCACAAACAUGUUUGAAACAAUGCUUGAUGGUGGUUUUGAGGCAUAUAUUGAAACAAGAACCAUUGAAACAACUGAAAUAGCCAUAAAGGCAUCUGUAUUACCGCAAGGGGGAAGACUAAGAUUAAAAUGCGACAUCAGUUGGAAUGGAAAAAAUGUUACCGUAUCCAACAUCUUGUCUGUCAAUUACCAGCCGCGAGGUGGCGAGUGUGCCAUUGAACCAAAAACAGGCAACGCAAGUAUAACGUUUUUUGAAAUUAAGUGUACGGGCUGGUUGGACGAGGAAGACAGAAAUACGAAGGACGAUACCCUAGAUCAAAACGCUUUGUUGACUUAUAAAGUAUACCAAAAUAGUGUAAGGAACGGCACACGCAUCAUUUCUCUCUUGGAAGAAUCCACUGAGCCUAUCGUCAAGGCUUACCUUGGUAUUGGAGAUCCUAGCAACGAUUACAAUAGCACCAUCGAAGUCUACGUCAUUGAUCGGUUUUAUGGCAGUGCUAAAUACACAAUUCCUGUGCAGGUGAAUAAUCCAAUUGCCAGCACAACUUUGCCAAGCUCUGAACAAGUCGAAGAAUAUUACAGUACCGUUUUAAUAGAAUUAACGAAAUCAAAUAGUGCUGAACUGCUCAUGAAGACCGUUGAGUCGAUAACAUCUGUGUUAACUGAUUAUACUAUUAUAAAAAACGAUUCCUAUCCGGAUAUUGACGUCAACAAAAUUCCAACAGAAUGGAAUGACGGUCUACUUGAUUUACAAGACGUCAAUGGGACGAAAGUCAUGGCGAGUUAUGAUUCGAUGCUGGAUGACAUUUUGCAAAAAUCGGUGAAUGCUUAUCAGGUUAAAGUUCAGGAGACAUUGAUUAAUCUUACGGACACCAUGCUGAGCAAACUACAUGAAACGAACUCCAGUACGUUUGCUUGGGUAGAAACUACAUCGAACGCCUUUGGCAACGUCCUCACAAAAUCAGAAUACGUUGCAGAUAAAUCUGUGAUUCAUGCUUCAAAUGCAUUGAAACAGCUCACUGCCUCAUUCACAAAUCUCACAAUUGCUCAGUAUGAAGGCGAGGGCUCCAUAUUCCAUAGCAGUAGCACGGCCAUAGAACAGACCACUAUAGGUUUAAUUAACCUGAUGAAUUCACUCGUUGUGAACACCGUUCCUGAUGAUAUCGUCAAUACUUCAGAUGCAACCAUUGCAUCAAGCAGCACUGCGUCUUCAAGACUUUACGUUGAAUAUCUCUUCCAUGUAAACGUUGACCAGGCUUACGAAUACGCCGAAAACAGUACUUUGACACCAGAAGAGAGAGUUGGGAUGUUCUAUAUGAGAUCUAGGAUAUCACAGAUAGAACUGGAGAAAAAGCGCAAAGUAAGUGAGGAGUCCGGAAGGGAUUUAAAUGAUGCAAUAGAAUCUCUAGCAAAUUCAUUGCUUUCUGUCGAAUGCAAUGGAUGUAGCCGCAGCUAUUCAAAAGACAGCAUUGUCUUACAUAUCCAGAGCGACACAGUUGAGGCUAUUUACAAUACCUCCUUGGAUUCAAAUUUGACUUUAAACUUUGGAGAUAUUACAAAAGAUACGGUCGUGAAACUUGCUACAACGGAAUUGGAUAGAAACAUAUACCUGUAUGACCAUUCUACAACAGCUGCUUUGAUUACAUCUCCAGUUCAGAAAAUUUUAGCCGAUAAAACGUCAAUUUUUGUUGUCACUAUAAAACAACCGGUGACAACGGAUUUUAGUGACGUAAAAGUGACGGUCCCAACUUUUAUCUCGGAGGACGCCUCUGGUUUUUUCUAUCACACGUUUUUAUACCGAAAUCUUGGUGACUAUGCUUGCUUUCAUAUUGUUCAAGUUCAUCCCAGGCUGAAUGAAAAAUAUGACGUGUAUUUACGAGUUGCUGAUUUCCCAACAAUCUUCCAAUAUGACGCAAUAGCGGAAGUUACCAUAAACAGAGACUACAUGGCCUGUAUUCCUCCCCAGAAAAUUAAUUCUGUAGGAAUUAUACACAUUGGGUUAAAACCUACCCCCACUCCAAGUUUUUCUGGUAGAAGAAAACGAGCAGCAGGUACCGGACCAUUUACUUACAACAACGAAACAUAUACUGACCCUAGACUGAACCCUUAUCGUCUGAUGGUCAUUUCUUCAAGCUGUAAUACUUGGAACGAAGGGACAGAAAAAUGGAGAUCGGAUUCUUGUCUGAUGGAUUGGUACCCAAACAAGGGCGAAGUGUCCUGUGAAUGUUCUGGAGAGAACGGUUUGACGUUUGCAAAUUCCUUUUAUGUUGCUCCGAACACCAUUGACUUUUCGACCGUGUUUCUGAAAUUUUCUCCCAAGGACCAGGCCGCCGUUUUGGCAAUAUUUAUUCUCGUCAUUGUCUUGUAUGUUAUACUAAUGAUUUGGGGCCGUCAUCAAGAUAAAAAGGACAUCGUCAAGUGGGGAGUGACACCUUUGAUUGACAACUUCGUUGACGACACGUACUACUACCUGAUCACUGUGUACACUGGAAUGAGGAGGGGGGCUGGCACCCGGUCGCGGGUCGGAUUUAUAGUGGCUGGGGAGGAUGAUGACACGGGCGUCCGCGAGCUUUACGACGGCGUUAGAACGGAAUUUUCCACAGCUAGUGUCAAUCACUUCCUCAUGGCAACAUCUCAGCCACUGGGUCCUUUGACUUACUUAUAUAUCUUUCAUGACAAUUCUGGAGAGGGAGAGUGGUCAUCCUGGUACCUUAAUCGUGUGGACAUUGAAGAUCUUCAAGACCGCACAAGGUUUGUUUUCUUGUGUGGACGCUGGCUCUCAUUGGAUAGUUUAGAUUGCCAAGUAGAGGCUGUUUUACCUGUUUGUGGUCGAGAAAACGUAACAACCUUCAAGAACAUGUUUUUCAUCAACUACAAAGAAAAUUUAGCUGACAAUCACUUAUGGGUCUCUAUCUACUUCCGUCCAACAAGUAGUCAUUUCACGCGAAUACAAAGAAUAACUUGUUUACUACUUUUUAUAAUGUUGACAAUGAUUGGAAAUGCUGUGUACUUCCGACCGGAAGACGAAUAUGAAAAUCCAGCUCUGGUAAAAGUUGGUCCAUUGCAGUUUUCAUGGCAGACAGUGUAUAUUUCUUUAAUGAGUACCUUGAUUUCUACUCCAACAACUAUACUUGUUGUUUCGCUGUUUAAAAAGGCCAAGGCACGCGUGAUUGAUCACGACGUCAAGGAUUCCUCUCUCAAGUAUUCCAUGCCGGUUAUCAAUAAUUUCAUGGACAAGCUAUUGAAAGAGAGCAAGGAACUAGAGCGCACUUUAGUUGCCAAAGGAGUCAUAAGUAAUGACGGAACCAUAUUACCGUAUUGGACAUCCUACAUUGGUUGGUUUCUUGCAAUAGCUGGGAGCAUCACGUCUGCGUUUUUUAUAAUGCUUUUCAGUAUGGAGUGGGGAAAGACGAAGACUGAGAUGUGGCUAGCACAGUUUUUCCUUGCUUUCUUUGAAUCUGCAUGCAUACUCGAUCCAUUAAAAGUUGUGAUGAUGGCUGCUGUGUUUGCUUUGAUAUUUUCACAAACAGAUCGAUUCAGACCAUCAGGACUAACUAGAGAAAUAGUUUUAAAGAAUUACAGACAACGUUAUGGCCAAGAACAAAGUAUACGUAUACCUGCCCCACCGCUAAAUCAAGCCCUCUUGGAAAAGGCCAGAGAAGAACGCAUGCGUGAAAUUAAGAUGAUGGACUCUCUGAAGCAAGUAGUGAUCACCCUGUUUUAUAUAUGGAUUAUAUAUAGCAUUAGCUUUAGCAACCGCGACACUGGGUCUUUUAAUGUACAAAAUGACAUCAGCAACCGCCUCCUGACCCCCAGUGAAAAGGGAGCUCAGCAAUUUCAAAAGAUAAAUACGACAACACAAUAUAUGACAUGGCUUGAAACUAUAGCCUUUCCUACACUGUUUCCUCAAAGUGAAUACAACGGAGAACGACUUCACUGGAGGUACAGACAAUAUACUGCUGGUCUGACCAAUUUCAGAGUAGGUCCUCCACGGCUUAGACAAGUCAAGGUUAUUCAAGAUGAAACUACAGUUUACCCAUUUGGAACAAUGAAAACCUUUCCCUCAUACAACAUUUUGCGUGAGGAGACUAAAAGUUUUUGCUUUGGAUGGCAAAAGCCUCCUUGCGAUAUAGAAGCAGAAGCCCGCUCCUUUUCCUUCCGGGCGUGGAAAUACACCGAUCCUUUAGAUAUAUGGGGUGUUCCUGUAGUAGGAUACUAUAACACGUACAGUGGCGGGGGCUACAUUGCAGAACUGGAUGUCAAUCUGGACUUUACAAAUAGAACCAUGGAGGAGUUGACACAACAUCUCUGGAUUGACCGAACAACAAGAGCCGUUUUCUUUGAGUUUAGCGUUUACAAUGCUGAUUUCAAUUUGUUUACCUACUGUACACUGGUGGCAGAAUUUCCUGAGGUCGGAGGUGUUAUGACAAUGUCGUCCAUAUAUCCAUUCAGGGUUUAUCAUCACGUGGGUCCGACCGGAUAUUACGUAAUGUUCUGUGAAAUAUGCUUUGUAUUGUUUCUGGUGGCGCAGAUUGUCAGAGUUGUAUACUAUUUGUAUAAACGCCGUUUGCAGUUUUUCAAAAGUACAUGGUUUGUGUUAGAUUUAGUUGGAAUCUUUUUAAGUUUAGUGGCCAUUGCGAUGUAUGCAGGAAGAAUGCUCUUAGCUAAUCAGACUCUAGCUAAAUUCAAAGAAGACCCAAAGGCUUUUGUCAAUUUCCAGCAUAUUGCUUACUGGGAUAAUUUGCUCAUAGUUUUCAUUGGUUUGCUAGUCUUUCUUGGUACGACAAGGUUACUAGGAAUAUUAGGAUACGACAAGAGAAUAGGGCAAGUAUUCCGAGUGUUUGAUAACUGUGCCUGGGAUUUGUUCUGGUUUGGAAUUUUCUUUCUCUGUCUUUUUGCCUUCUACGCAAUAUUAGGAUAUCUCUUGUUCGGGCGAGACUUGGAAUCUUACUAUGAUAUUUUCGAAUCCCUCGGCACACUCUUUAUCAGUAUGAUCGGUAAGAGCAAAUUUAAUGAGAUCAACGAUGCAGACCCUCUUAUGGCACAGUUCUAUUUCUUCACUUACGUCCUCUUCAUAGUUUAUUUCCUUUUGACCAUUUUCUUGGCUAUCCUGUGUGAGAGCAUUAACGUCGUACACCAAAGAACGAAGCUGGACCGCUCGGAUGAACUCGUCAUGUAUAUCAUUGACAAAGUCCGAGGCUUCUUUGCAACCAGGAACGGUGGCAAAAAGAAGCAAAAAGACUUCUCGUCCAUUAUGAUUGAGCACCAGAAACCGCUGAACUUGCUGAAGGAACUGAGAAAUGAAAUCGACACCGCCAUGUCUGCUUACUCUGAACAAGAAGACAAGGACAAACAUGAAAGAAUGAAAAAGAGGGGCAAAGAAUUUUUGAAGAGACUUGACGAUUCAACCUAAACAACGAGACACAGAAACAUUGUGAAAUUUACUUGCGUUGUGUAACAAUAUGUGAUAUAAAAUUCAGUCUGUGUCUGUAGAAUUGAAUUGUAGACCGUAAUGAAAUAUUUGUAAAUUAUUUUGAUUUUCUAAUAAAUUGUCUGUGAUAAUAGAUAUCCUGUGCCGGAAGAUUCACUUUAGGCUUCUCUAAAACGUCAACGAAUGUUAAUAAAUUGCACAUUGGAUAAGAAAACUAUAGCUAAGGUGAAAUUAAUUUUGAAAAGGAAGGUUGAAAAGUGGUUAAUAAUUAAUUCUUUCUUUAUUAAAUGACAAGUGGCGUAAAUCCACGCUGAUCAAUGGAAAAUAUUUUUCGUAUUAUUUUCCAGUAUAAUUACUUGUACUUUUUAUUGUGUAUAUUUUAUCUAUUAAAUUCACAAAGGUGUUAUAUCAAUGACAAAUUUUAAAUAAAGAAAUUUACAUCAUACGAUAUAUUUUUGUGACAAUAUGAUAUAUGGUGGUUGUUAUCAGAUUGGUGCCAGAUGUUGACUCUUAUAUAUAUAUAUAUAUAUAUAUAUAUAUAUAUAUAUA
This is a messenger RNA of Magallana angulata, 8527 nucleotides long. RefSeq lists its product as uncharacterized. The record is from RefSeq and is a predicted model, not a curated record. The transcript has 26 exons. Lineage: Eukaryota; Metazoa; Mollusca; Bivalvia; Ostreida; Ostreidae. Gene Ontology annotation, molecular function: protein binding; calcium channel activity. Gene Ontology annotation, cellular component: membrane. Bases 191 to 7960 code for a protein of 2589 amino acids. Gene Ontology annotation, biological process: detection of mechanical stimulus.